Phodopus roborovskii (desert hamster) is the source of this 5155-nucleotide messenger RNA. It is a transcript of the gene Plekha2, whose product is annotated as pleckstrin homology domain containing A2. The record is from RefSeq and is a predicted model, not a curated record. The coding region runs from base 318 to 1592 and encodes 424 amino acids. Gene Ontology annotation, molecular function: PDZ domain binding. NCBI's taxonomy places the organism in Eukaryota, Metazoa, Chordata, Mammalia, Rodentia, Cricetidae. Gene Ontology annotation, cellular component: membrane; cytoplasm. The transcript has 12 exons.
CGGACACCUGCUGCGGCCCGGCCACAUCCCCCCUCCACCCACCACCCCCUCCGCCGUCCCCGCGCGGUCCCCGCACCCCUCUCCUCCCCCGGAGGCCCGCGGAGCAUUGUACUCACAUCCGGGGCUGGGUUUUACUUUAAUGCGAAACGUAAUUAACCCGGAAAAAAGACUCAAGAGACGGCCCUGGAGGACGGCGGAGGGUAGAGGAAAAGAGCGCGGCUGGACAGGCGGGGAGCCGCAGCCCUGAGACGCAGUGCCCUGGGACCCGAUGCGACCCUUGCUGCGCACCGCGCGGGUGAUGUGAUCAGAGCCCAGGAAUGCCUUAUGUGGAUCGGCAGAACCGAAUCUGUGGGUUCCUGGAUAUUGAGGACAAUGAGAACACUGGCAAGUUCCUUCGGAGAUACUUUAUCCUGGACACGCAGGCCAACUGCCUCCUCUGGUACAUGGACAAUCCCCAGAACCUGGCAGUUGGGGCAGGAGCUGUUGGAUCUCUGCAGCUGACUUACAUCUCAAAGGUCAGCAUAGCUACCCCAAAGCAGAAACCCAAGACUCCAUUCUGCUUCGUUAUCAAUGCCCUGUCUCAGAGAUAUUUUCUUCAAGCCAAUGACCAGAAAGAUCUGAAGGACUGGGUUGAAGCCUUGAACCAAGCCAGCAAAAUCACUGUACCUAAGGCUGGGACCCUACCCUUGGCCACUGAAGUUCUCAGAAACCUAACAGCUCCUCCCAACCCAGACAAGAAGCCGCAGGUGGCCUACAAGACUGAGAUCAUCGGGGGAGUGGUGGUACAAACACCCAUCAGCCAGAACGGUGGGGAUGGGCAGGAAGGGACUGAGACAGGGUCUCACGCCUUCCUGAGGAGGUCUCAGAGCUACAUCCCCACGUCAGGCUGCCGUCCCUCCACCGGGCCUCCCCUCAUUAAGAGUGGCUACUGUGUGAAGCAAGGGAACGUGAGAAAGAGUUGGAAACGUCGCUUCUUUGCCCUUGAUGACUUUACCAUCUGCUACUUCAAGUGUGAGCAGGACCGGGAGCCCCUUCGCACUAUACUGCUCAAGGAUGUUCUCAAGACUCAUGAGUGUCUCGUCAAGUCUGGCGAUCUCUUAAUGAGGGACAACCUGUUUGAAAUCAUAACCACCUCCAGGACAUUCUAUGUACAGGCAGACAGCCCUGAAGACAUGCACAGCUGGAUUCAGGAGAUUGGAGCAGCUGUCCAGGCCCUCAAGUGCCACCCCAGAGAACCAUCCUUCUCUAGAUCCAUUUCUUUGACUCGACCUGGAAGUUCCAGCCUCCCAAGUGGGCCUAACUCCAUCUUGAGGCGGCGGCCAGCAAUGGAAGAAAAAAGGGCUCUCUGUAAGGCCCCUUCUGUGGCCUCCUCCUGGCAACCCUGGACACCUGUCCCCCAGGCUGGGGAAAAGCUGUUGUCAGCUGAGAAUGCUCCAGAGGACUCUUUAUUUGUGCCUCACCCUGGGGAGAGCAUUGCUACAGGGGUGCUGGCGAGUUCUCGAGUCAGGCACAGGUCGGAGCCUCAGCACCCCAAGGAGAAGCCAUUUGUGUUCAACCUUGAUGAUGAAAACAUACGGACCUCUGAUGUGUGAUAUGCAGUGCCAUAGUGUGCAGGAGAGACAGCGCUGUGACUCGUUUUCUCUGCCAUGAUGGAGGACAGAGGCUAAUGGCACUCACAGUGGAGGGGCCCAUGCAACUGGCUUUGGUUUUUGUUAUUAUCAACACAGUGUAUUUAACUGGAGGAAGUCAUUAGGUUAGACCCAUAGGCAUACUCCAUUGCCUCUUGAAUGUCCCCCUUUUCCCAGGUUUCCUAGUGAGGGGUUAAUUUUAAUACUUCUUGUCUGGGGGGGUGGUUAGAGUCUAGUUUCACCCCUACAAGUCCCCCUGCCCCCAAUUUGUAUUUCUUUUAUCUUCUUGGUUUUGUUUCCAGUCUAUAUAUAAGAUCUCAGGCUAUGAGCUGGUUCUGUCUACCCCUGUUUAUUGGCUGACUUGUGGGGAUCAGGAAGAUGCUUACUAUCAGGACAAAAAGGCAUCGGGGUAUGGGAGACUUGGGUUCCAGCUUGACUGACUCCUUCUGUUAGGUGGCCUUUGAAUCUGGAGAGUGAAGGGGGAACUUCAAAAUGUCUUCUUGGGCAGUUCCCCUCAGGACACCUCCCAGAGGAGGAGAGGGGACCUCUUAUGAGUCACAGAGGCUAAUUAAGCUGCCAUAGCCACUUGUGGGAAUUAUGCUGUCCUCUUGAUUCUCUGUGAUUCCAAAUGCUGUAGACCUGGAUGAUAGUGCCACAGGUCUGUUUUCUGUAUCAGGCCCCAGGGAUGGGGUUAUCAGUGUUAAAAUGUAGGAUCGUGGAGGCCAGAACAGACACUUCCCUUGAAACCAUGUUAUUUGAGUAUAUGUGUGUGUGUUGGUUAAGUGUAGAAUGAUUCCUGUGUGUGUGUGUGUGUGUGUGUGUGUGUGUGUGUGUGUGUGCAAUCUCCAUCUCAGAAGCUUCAUGCAAAGUAACUACUGAGAGGAGAUGGAUAAUUGUUUAUUUCAGGAAGCACCUUUGAUUUAUGUUUUCCAGACAGGAGAAUGGUCCAGCUUUGGCACAAUGAAUCUUGAAUCCCUGUCUCACGGUUCUUUUAGAAUGAGUCGUCAUUUGUCUAGUGUUAAGUGCUUGUAUCUUGUGCACCCUGCUAAUGGACUUGCUUUUUAUUUUUUAAGUUGCCUGGUAAAUGAAGCCAUGCAUACAGUAGGUGGAAGCCCAGCUUGAUCUCAUAAGAUCCUGUGUACUCCCCAGUGGAGAGACAACAAAGAUGAUUGUUUUCAAUAAUGAUAUUUUUCAUGGAAUAGAAACUGGGAAUAAAGAAACUUAUCAGAGGGUGAAUUGUUGGCUAGGGAUUUUCUGGGUUCUAGAUGAGUUCCGAAGAUUGGAUUUCCACCUGAAAUUCAGGGUGUGGCUUUUUCCAUUGAGCAAGAUACUAUUUCCAUUGCCUUUGGGGGCAUUUGUCUGUCAACCUUCAGUGAACUGUGUUACCAGAGACUUUUGGCUCAUUCCUAUCUGUGUAACUUUUAUCAGCUAAAUAAGUUAGUUGUAUUUUUUAGUUAGAAACUUGUAGCUCUAAGAAGAGACUACCAAGCAUUUUUAUUUAAGUCAAUCACCACUCUUUGUGUCCAUAGUUAAUGCAAAAGAAAAACAGGCAUAAAUCUUUGUGUGAGAGGAAGUGUGUGUGUGUUCUUUCUAAUGUGACUAGACUAGACCCUGAAGCUGCUGCCACACAGAAGACUCCUGAGCUCAUUGAGUGGAAGCUGUCCCCCACUUUAGGUUUGGCCUUGUGUUCCUGAUCUAAAAAGAUCUAAAAAACAAGAAAUCCUGGAUCUCUCUCUGUUCUCCAUCUCUCUCACUCUCCCCUUUACUAUUACUUUUUAAAAGAACUUUUUUUUUUUUUUUUUUUUUUUUUUUGUAUUUUGGUUUUCAUAAACUCUCUGGUUUUGGGUUUUAGGGAUUAUUUAUUUAUGAGUGAUCAAGGUUAUAACUUACUUCAAAAGCCAGUCCAAAUUCUUAAAGCCCUUUGUCUCUGGUUUCAACUUAAAAUCUUUCUCUAGAAAAUUCUUUGGCUGCUCAACAGAAAUUGCUCAACAUGAGAUGAGGAACUAAUGAAAAUAAGUUAGGAACUCUGGAAUGGGCUUUACACAUCCCCUGACUCACGGAGAUGAUGUCAUCUGCUGGGUUAAAAUUUCGAAAUUUGUCCGUCUGUUUGCUAGGUUGUUACUGCUACAGUAACUGGUCAUUAUCGAAAGCUGAUAGGUUUCAUUAAGUAUUUUGAGACUGUCCUUAGAUUAAACCCAGUGCAGUUUACUUUAUGUAAAUAAAGGACAGCACAGUGUUUCCAUGUGUCUCACUAGCCAAUACAUGGGGAUUCUAAGUUAGAACAUUGUUAAUAUAGUUUUGGUGUUGAGAAAAUAUAAUUAUCUGUGUGGAGUCCAGAGACAUUCAAAUUCUUAAUUCUUAUUUCAGAAUUCCCCUUUUAUCCGGAUUUCUGACCAGUUUUAUGCUAAUCUCCCCUCCCCCUCUUUUUAAAAUUUGUUUUUGCUGGAGUCUUGAUAUGUAGUUCAGGCUGGCUUUGAACUGGUAAUCCUCCUGCCUUUACCCUGCUUCCUGAGUGCUUGGAUUACAAGCAUGUACCAUCAUAUCCAGCCUAUCACAGUAUUUUAAUGUAAGCCAAAGAUAGUACAUAAACUUUUAGUUUUCACUGUAUCUAAUAGAACCCUGUGGUGGGGUGUUGUGGGGGGGGUAGGUUCUGUGGCUAAGCGUUUGUUGUAGAUAUAUCAGAAGGGAUUUCUGAAUUAUAAAAGGUACUGCAUUUUUGUUUUUGUGUGUGCGGAAUAAAAGUGGUCUCUGGGAUUGGGUCCUUCUGUAAGGCUUCUCAGUACCUGAAGGACUCUCCAUCCCUUAGCCGUGAAAGGUCUGAUGGACUUUUUUUUACCGAGGUCAGGUGAUAGUAGGCAAAAAUGGUGUGCCUCUGUCAUUCUGUGAACCCUGAUGAGAAUAUGGGAGACCACAGACUAGGGAGGGACCUCAGGUCAAAGCAGUGGGGUGACACUUCUACCAAGCAGGCAUUCUCUCCCAAGUAGAAUGAUGAGCUCCUGGGGAGAGAUUUAAAGCCCAGUGCUUUUGUUCCUCUCUUUUUAAAAUAUAAAUGUUCUCUCUUCAGGACCAAAACGACUCUGAAUAAAUAACAGAUCAGUCGUUGUGCAGUGGAUUUGAUGUCUUCAGAGUUGACCAAAUAAACAGUCAUCUGGUAGCAAAUGGCAGCAUUUUGGAAAUUUAAGUUUCCCAUGUCACUUUCUCAACUUAAAAUUUUUUCCCCCUCUAAAAUCUGUUUUCCUCAGCCCCCUGCCGGAAUCAAUUACAGUUACUCAUACUAGGUAGGCUUUGAAUACAGUGAAUGUUUGGCAAAAACACACAGCGUGACUCCUCGGUCCUCUGUUUAUGAAGGUGUGGCAUGCCCGGUUGGAGCCAGUGUUUGAGCUGUGAAACACACCUCUGAAAGCACUGAACUGAGUGCAUGGAAACUCCAGCUUCUUAUGUUGUGAUCCUAAUUGGUAUAGCAAAACGUAAUUUUCUAAAACUGUUUGGUUGCUUGUUUUUGUAAUAAAAACAUGUGAAAUAUGAAA